Tribolium castaneum (red flour beetle) is the source of this 1222-nucleotide messenger RNA. Its product is annotated as zinc finger protein 493. Gene Ontology annotation, cellular component: nucleus. The transcript is spliced from 2 exons. Bases 152 to 1003 code for a protein of 283 amino acids. Gene Ontology annotation, biological process: regulation of transcription by RNA polymerase II. The record is from RefSeq and is a predicted model, not a curated record. NCBI's taxonomy places the organism in Eukaryota, Metazoa, Arthropoda, Insecta, Coleoptera, Tenebrionidae. Gene Ontology annotation, molecular function: RNA polymerase II transcription regulatory region sequence-specific DNA binding; DNA-binding transcription factor activity, RNA polymerase II-specific.
AGUUUAUGCGCAAUUGUCCGCGCCCAUUUUCGACCAAACGCAUUUUAUUUGUCAACUGUCACUUUUACGUUUGUUUACUUUUAUAAUUUUUCUGUUAUUUUUCGGUUUUUUUCGUUUUAUUCUUAAAUUUACCAGCUUUGCUCACAUAACAAUGGAAAAAAUAACGAACGGGGUUAUUUCACCACCGCCAGCCCCCGACCUGAAUGGAAACACCUCAAAGGGGCUCAAAAAUUGCAACGGAGUGUCCAAACUCAAAGACCAGAUCAUGACCGAGGACGGCCGUGUUUUCUACCCUUGCCAAUUCUGCAACAAAGUCUUCCCUAUUAAAAAAUCGCGUACUUUACACAUUCAGAAAUGCGCGGCCAAAGAGUACAUUUUGUCAGUCGGGGACGAGGGUAAAAUACCCAAAGACAAUCCCGAGAAAUCCCCCGAACUGAAAAAAAUCGAUAUUAAGCAAAACAUUGUCUUGAAUGAGCUUAAGACUUCGCCCAAGUCGCCCCCGAUUAAAUUAACGAUUAAGCGCAGCCCCAGCAACGGUAGCAACCACUUCACUGUCUCCAACUCGCUUGUCUUGAAGGAAAAAAACGACACUGACGAUUUUAACACAAUUGCCAAAAGACUGGAAAGUAAUUCUGUGACAAUAACGAAGCAGGCCCCGAAAAACGAGCAAAAAGCGCCCCCUGAAAGCGACGAUUUGAACGAGUUUACUUGUCGCGAGUGUAAGAAGGAGUUCAAAUCGUCUUUGGAGUUGUUAAGACAUGGGCGGAAAGUCCACUCUUACCCAAAGGUUCUGAUGGCUUUGAGUGAGGUAAAAAAGUUUUACGCGGCCAAAAAUAGGUCAGAGUGCCCGAUUUGUCAUAAACCCCUCAAGACGAAUUUCCGGUCUGCGUUUGUUAAACAUCUGCUAACGCAUACGAAUGAAAUGAAGUAUUCGUGUAAAGUCUGUAAUAAAAAGUUCCGCAGGUCUGAUCAUAUGAAAGCGCACGAGAAGCGGCAUGUUUAGGGAUAAGUAUUGUUACUUUAUAGGGAUAUUUAUUGUUUACUCAUUAGACUUUUUAAGCCACCAGUUAUGUAUUUUUAGUGUAUCGUUUUGUUUCGAGUGUUGCAUUACUAUACAUUUUAUCAUUGUAAUGUUUUUCUUCAAAGUAUGAAUCGAGUUGAGAUUUAAGCGGCAAAAUUUAUUGUGCCGGCAUUUUUUGACAAAUAUAUUUUUUCCACAAGA